Molecule: messenger RNA, 1443 nt
Organism: Arctia plantaginis
Lineage: Eukaryota; Metazoa; Arthropoda; Insecta; Lepidoptera; Erebidae
Source: the annotation of a GenBank genome assembly
AUGGAUAUUGUGCAAAAUGAAAGAAACAAGCUCUUCAAUGAAGGACUGGAAAUGAUGCUCGGUAAUGAAAUUCAGUUAAGUGACAGUGAAAUAAAAGCAAAUGAAAUAAUUAUGGACCUUAAAUUAGAAGAACUAGAACACGGUUUCCAGUAUCCAAAGAAUUUUAAAUUCGCAAAGCAUUUCUUUGACUAUAAAGAUGAAGUAAAAGAAACAAAACUGUUCCAGUUGAUUAAGAAAAUGCCGAAAGGAGCGGUACUUCACGCUCAUGAUACGGGUAUAUUGGGACCAGAUUACAUGGUAGGACUCACCUACUGGAAGGAUCUUUACGUUUGUUUUACUGAAGACAGUGUAAAAUUCCUUUUUUCUAAAGUUGUGCCUAAUGCUACGUGUGAGACAGCAUGGCAGCUUAUGAGAGAUGCAAGAUAUUCUUCAGGAAAUGUUAAGAAAUUCGACAGCAGUCUAAGAAAAUAUUUUACAAUGGUAAUUGACAAUCCUGACAAAACGUACACUGAUGUGAAUACUGCAUGGGAAAAUUUUCAAAAUUACUUCAUAGCUUCUGCACCUUUGUUAUGUUAUAAGCCUGUCUGGGAGCAGUACUUCUAUGAUACACUUAAAGCAUUAAGAGAAGAUGGAGUCAUGUACUUUGAAGUAAGAAGUGUGUUACCACAAUUGUAUGAUUUAGAAGGUAGGAUUUACAAUUCUGUUGAAACUGCUGAAUCCUACAAAAAAGUCGUGGAGCAAUUCAAAGUUGAUUACCCUGAUUUUUAUGGAGCGAAACUCAUAUAUGCUCCAAUGAGAUUCGUCAACGAAGAAGCGAUAGACGAAUACAUUGAAACUGCUAGAGAAAUUAAAAGAAGAUUACCAUGUUUCUUAGCAGGAUUUGAUUUGGUUGGCCAAGAAGAUUUAGGGAAACCUCUGAAGUCAUUUUUACCUAAGCUUAUUGAAGCUGGUAAGGAGUUUGAUUUGUUUCUACACGCUGGUGAAACUAACUGGAAUGGAUUGACUUCUGAUGAAAAUUUGUUUGAUGCCGUAGUUUUAGGUACUAAACGUAUAGGUCAUGGUUUUGGUAUAGUGAAGCAUCCAGUGUUGAUGAGGGAAGUGAAGCAAAGAGAUAUUGCUUUGGAAGUUAAUGUUAUAUCAAACGCUGUUUUAAAACUAGUUGCAGAUGUAAGGAAUCAUCCCCUAGCUGCUUUUCUAGCACAAGGUCUGCCAGUGGUUUUAUCUAGUGAUGAUCCUGGGGUUUGGGAAGCAGAGCCUUUGAGUCACGAUUUUUAUGUUGCAUUUGUUGGUGUUGCGAGUAGACACGCAGACUUGAGAUUAUUGAAGAAGUUAGCGUUGAAUUCUUUGUAUUAUAGUACAUAUCCAGAUAAGGAUAAAAUAGUGCAUGAUUUUGAGAUCCGUUGGACAAAGUUUAUUGAUACUGUUGUCAGAGAUAAGUGGUGA